AUGAUAAAAAUUACAAGUCCACUGUUAAAUCACAGAUUCAAAAUGGUAAGAGUUUAAUGCAAACCAUAUGAUAAUAUCCAGUUAAUUAGAGAUCAAAUAAUGGAUGUUAUGAACGAAUAUCUCUAAGAGAAUGAUGGGUAAGAGUGCUUAUUUAUGAAAGCAAACUUAUCAAUGUGAAAGUAAUUUCAAAUAAUUAAAUUGCUGUAUACUUUGUAACAGGUAUAGAAAUGGAUGAUCCUAAUUGGGAAUAAUAAAUUAGUAGAGGGCCAUUAUAAAAAUUUACUAUUUUAUCAAAUUCCAUAGAAAUUAGGCCCUCACGAUUUUGA
Molecule: messenger RNA, 326 nt
Organism: Paramecium octaurelia
Lineage: Eukaryota; Ciliophora; Oligohymenophorea; Peniculida; Parameciidae
Source: the annotation of a GenBank genome assembly